Molecule: messenger RNA, 1170 nt
Organism: Sphenostylis stenocarpa
Lineage: Eukaryota; Viridiplantae; Streptophyta; Magnoliopsida; Fabales; Fabaceae
Source: the annotation of a GenBank genome assembly
AUGUUGUGGCCAAUUGGGAAUUUUACAUUGGCCACUAUGAUUUUUGUGAAUCUGUAUGCGUAUACCCGCUUUGCCUUUUUGUCCAUUGCAGUCGUUCAAUAUGACCUCCACGCCCUUCCGUCAGGACACGUGUCAGUUGCAUGGGUCAGUGACCAGUCGCUGUGUUCCGCCACCCCUCUUGCGUUUGAUGGGUUUGGUCUUGUAGAAGUAAAUCAGUCCAAAACGCGGGGUACUUUACCCGCGUUGAGGCCACUCGUGUCUUAUGAUGAUGAUGGUAGAGGAGUAGAGGGAGGUAGGGCAGCUGGAACCAGAGGGACCAUGAUACAGAACAAUACACGUGGCAGGAAAGGAAAAAGACGAGCAUGUGACAAAAUGUGGAAAUCCAAUGUAUCCCGUUGUCAUUUUUCGGACUAUAAGGGGCAAAGUCUGGACUUUUGCAAUUCUUUCUCCUUGUCGGAUUUGCUUGUAAGACAUGUGGAAAACCAAGCCAGAAAGAGAGGAGUAAUAAUCUGCGGUCGAAGUGUGCACUAUGGAAGAAUCCCGUGCCUCCACAGAUUCAGAACCAGUGGCGAAAUCCUCAAGCAAUUAGUCUUGAGAUGGCCAGAACCUGUGAUACAAAACUUGGACCUCGUGUUCCUCGAUGACCAGUUUCCCGCACAGGGAAGAUCUGACGUCGAAGGCGUUUUUUACCCUCCUUACUAUGAAUGGUUCCAAGCCAAUGAGGACUUCUCUAAGUAUAGGAACUUCGAAGAAUGUUUAGCAUACAUAGAAGAUUACAUGCUAAAAAAUGGUCCUUUCGAUGGUAUAUUGGGUUUCUCUCAGGGAGCAAUUCUAGCGGCUUCAUUGCCAGGAAUGCAAGCGGAGGGUGUAGCACUUGGGAAGGUAGACAAGAUCAAGUUUUUGAUUGUGAUAUCUGGCGCUAAGUUUGGUGGAAACAAGUUUGGAAUGCCUAAAUUGGCUUCUAAUGCAUUUUCAAAACCAAUUGAUUGCCCAUCUCUUCACUUUGUAGGGGAAAAAGAUUUCCAGAAGGAAGAGAACAUUGCUUUAUUGGGAGUUUUCAAGGAUCCUGUUGUAAUUCACCAUCCCAGAGGGCAUACAGUUCCCAAACUUGAUGAUAAAAGUCUUGAAAUUAUGGUUAAUUUCAUUGACAAGAUUCAGAGGAUGAUUUAG